Dothidotthia symphoricarpi CBS 119687 is the source of this 567-nucleotide messenger RNA. RefSeq names its product COX4-domain-containing protein. The transcript is spliced from 3 exons. Gene Ontology annotation, biological process: mitochondrial electron transport, cytochrome c to oxygen. The coding region runs from base 1 to 567 and encodes 188 amino acids. The record is from RefSeq and is a predicted model, not a curated record. NCBI's taxonomy places the organism in Eukaryota, Fungi, Ascomycota, Dothideomycetes, Pleosporales, Dothidotthiaceae.
AUGUUGCGCUCGUCAAUCGCCCGCGCUUCCAGGAGCUCGGCUACCGUCAUUCCGUCGACCGCGACCCGCACAGCUGUCUUCAGAGCCACCCCCGCCGCCUGCCAGAUCCAGCAGACCCGCCAGGCACACGCUAUCUCCAACCCGACCCUCGCCAAUAUCGAGAAGCGAUGGGAGGAGAUGCCCCCCCAGGAGCAGGCCGACCUGUGGAUGCAGCUUAGGGAUCGCAUGAAGACCGACUGGAAGGAGCUGACCAUGACGGAGAAGAAGGCUGCAUACUUCAUUGCCUUUGGCCCCCAUGGUCCCCGACGACCACCUCCUCCGGAUGAGGGUCGCAACGUCUUCUUCGUCUCCGCUGGUUGCAUCGCGGCUGCUUUCGCCGUCUUCGCUUUCUCCCGCAUGUUCGCAAGCCCAAUCCGACCACGCACCAUGACCAAGGAGUGGCAGGAGGCUACUGAGGAGUACAUGAAGGCCCAAGGAACUGAGCCCAUCACUGCUUACAAGGGCAUGAUGGUCCAGUCGGUGUCCAAGAACAACCUUCCCCCCGGUGAGAAGCUCAAUGAAGAGUAA